Molecule: messenger RNA, 11059 nt
Organism: Mercenaria mercenaria
Lineage: Eukaryota; Metazoa; Mollusca; Bivalvia; Venerida; Veneridae
Product: frizzled-2-like
Exons: 2
Coding region: 215-1918 (567 amino acids)
Biological process (GO): non-canonical Wnt signaling pathway; canonical Wnt signaling pathway
Cellular component (GO): plasma membrane
Molecular function (GO): Wnt-protein binding; Wnt receptor activity
Source: RefSeq, a predicted model, not a curated record
AAAAGGGGGAUCAAGAAACCGUUAGUGUUUGAAUAGAUAGAACAAAGACGGCCAUGUUUCAUUAUUUGUGAAAAUGGAUUAUUUAUAAUUACAGUGUAUUUUCAAAAUAUGUGAGAGAUAGAAACGACACAUAUCGGCGGAAUUAGUUAGUUAUCUUCCCAUGGAAAUGAACAAACGAAAACAAUAGUUCGGUUUAGUCGUAGGUUUUGUAAAAAUGGCGAGUGUAAAUUUCUUGAGCUGUCUGAUUUUGGCCGUGGUGUUAUUAUACACGGGAGAAUGUGCAGAGUACAGUACCAAAGUUCUGAAUAGUGAUAACCUCGGUCCGCAUGGAAAGUGUGAGCCCAUACAGAUCCCUUUGUGCAAGGAUAUUCAGUACAAUGAGACCAUUAUGCCAAAUCUUUUGACGCAUACUAAGCAAGAAGAUGCGGGCAUGGAGGUACACCAGUUCUUUCCAUUGGUGAAGGUGCAGUGUAGUAAACAGCUCAAGUUCUUCCUUUGUACAAUGUAUGUGCCGGUAUGUACGGUUCUGCCAAAGGCCAUUCCCCCAUGCAGAAGUUUGUGUAUUCAAGCCAGAACUGGGUGUGAGACUCUGAUGAACAAGUUUGGGUUUGAGUGGCCAGCCAGUCUCAACUGUGAUCAGUUUCCAAUGAAUGGAUUGUGUGUUGGGGAAAAUACAACAGAUCACAAUCCUCAGCCACAGACAACGUUGCGCCCCAAAACGACCCAAUGGCCUCGACCCGAUGGGACUCGUGUGACGAUCAGUCCCAACUACCGGUCUGAAUUGUUGGAGUGUCCGGAAGAGCAGUCCGUUUCUGAGGGGUAUGACUACAAACUUCGUAUCGGAGAAGUCCUGAUUCCAGACUGCGGAGCCCCUUGUAAGGAUAUGUUCUUCAGUGAGGAUAAACGGAACUUUUCACGAUUAUGGAUUGGAAUAUGGUCGUUUGUGUGUCUCGCAUCAACAAUGUUUACAGUGUUAACAUUUUUAAUAGACAUGCAAAGAUUUCGAUACCCAGAGCGCCCAAUCAUUUUUCUGUCAGGAUGUUACUUCAUGGUAGCGCUUGCUUAUGUAAUAGGAUUUUUCUUGCAAGAUGACUAUGCCUGUAGCGUAUUCAAAAGCAAAGAAGGCUCAACCGUUAGAGAAACUGAUCCCCUGGUGACACAAGGCACCAAGAAAGAAUGGUGUACCAUUUUAUUCAUGCUUCUGUAUUUCUUCAGUAUGGCAUCAUCAAUCUGGUGGGUUAUCCUGACCUUGACAUGGUUUUUAGCUGCGGGAAUGAAAUGGGGUCAUGAACCUAUCGAAGCAAAUUCUCAAUAUUUCCAUCUUGCAGCAUGGGCGGUACCUGCAAUAAAGACUAUUGCAAUUCUCGCCAUGGGCCAAGUGGACGGAGAUGUCUUGAGUGGCGUGUGUUUCACAGGGAUUUCCGACGUAGAUGCCCUUAGGGGAUUUGUAUUAGCACCCUUGGUUGUGUAUUUAAUCAUUGGAACCUCUUUCCUAUUAGCAGGAUUUGUAUCCUUGUUCAAAAUACGUACAAUUAUGAAAUCAGACGGUACCAAAACUGAUAAACUUGAGAAAUUGAUGGUGCGUAUCGGAAUAUUCUCCGUUCUAUAUACUGUGCCAGCCACCAUCGUAAUCGCGUGUUAUUUCUAUGAACAAUCGUCCAGAAUGGCCUGGAUGGAAACAUGGUGGCUGUCACACUGUAAAAACUGGCUGGAUAACCAGUACCUAUGUCAGGUGCUCGAGAACCAGCAACAGAAACCAGACUUUAAUGUUUUUAUGAUAAAGUACUUGAUGUCGGUAAUUGUUGGUAUUACUUCAGGCGUAUGGAUCUGGACCGGAAAAACUCUGAACUCGUGGCAAAGGUUCUAUGCUAGAAUUUUUAAUCCUAGGGCACUGAGAAAUCACGAAGCUGUGGUUUGAAGUGUGUAUAAAACAGGUAUAAAAUAUAGUUGUCACUACUUGUGUGAUUCGAGCGAUGUAAUUUGCAUCUGGAUAUUAAUUGAAAGAAGAGCAUCUUGCUCUAUGCUAACAAUGGCCAAAAAUCACAUUGAUCAGCAUGUUGGAAGUUCACUGUCUGUGUUUGGUUCUAAUUCACGAAACUGAUAGUACAUAGUGCUGGAAUUUACGUGAGGAGCGAAAGGUUAGAGGAAAUUAUGAAUCAGUAUAGAUCUGUACACUUAAAGCAUUAAGCACUUCGUCAUAAAUCCAGAAUAGAACAUCUACAUUGAAAAUUAGAGAAAAGGCCAGUGUAUAUUACGUGUACAGUGCUGUAUAAAAAUAACAGUCAUGUGUUCUGUAACAUAUCUAGAAAUGUCACUGAAAUCUUAACAGUUAAGACCACUGUUUGAAUACAGUACAAUAUAAUGUAAAUACAGUACAAUAUAAUGUAAUGUAUGUGAAGAUUCAGCCGUUUAAAUUGUAAGGGGAUACAUUCAUGAAAUGUUUCAUGAAGAUCUGUGCAAAUUUACAAACUUGCAGCAAACAGAAAAUCUAGAUUAUGUUUAUCAAUUUGCAAACUAAGUUGAACUUUACAUUUUCUCAUUUUGUUAUUACAAUUUAUAUAUUAUAGAGCAUUACCUAAGCUUUAAAACAUACAAUAUUUAGUGUCAGUAUCGGUAGAAAUAGCAAUGAUGAGUAAAUAUAUAAAAUGUUGCCAGGAAAUCUGGCCUUAUUUUGUCUAAUAAUCAUUGGAAAUAAGGUGAUGGCAUAUUGGUUAACGUACAAUUUCAGAUAACUUGUACAAUGUAGUUAUUAGGUAGUUAAACCAUGCCAUAUUAAACUUAAAGAAAGCAAAGGUUUCAUAGAAUGCAAAAAUGAGACAGAUUUUCUGUGGUUUCCCACCAACAGCUACAUUGACUUACUCGGUAUCUACUGGUAGACAAGUUUGUGUAAUAACAUGAGAAUUCAGCAUAUUACUGUAUUAUAUACAGGACCAAAAAACGAUCAAGAAUUAUACAAUAUAUUUCGGUGUUUUCUUUUUAUCAUAUUAAAUGUGCUAAAAACUUUGUCAUUCUACAAUGGGGAAUAAUGUUAUUAAAUAACCCGCAGACUUGUACUGCAAAUCUUUAUGAAGAUGUACAUUGUAUUUUUAUAUCCUGACAGAGGAAUUUUAACUUAUUUCAACUAUUUACAAAUGUAUAUUUUCAAGCUCACAAAAUUUUCAUUUUCAUUACGGUCCUGUUUCUUUAGUAGGAAUUGUUUGAGAUUGUGUACCGGUAAUCAUGGUAAUACAAUGUUAAUAUAUAUAUAUAUUUGAACAGCUUUUCAAAUCUUGCAUACUUUAUAGUCAUUUAAUCUAUCUUCCAACUUACUGACUUAUUUUGACUCUAGAGAGAUGUAUUAUUAAUGAAAAGUUGUAGAAAAUAUAAAUAUAUAUUACAUUUAGUAAGCUGAUACAAGCUUACAAGUUUCUCUGCGGAUAGCUAUAUUCAAUCCAUUUGGAAUAUUAUGGAUCAUGCGUGAGCAGUUUUCACUCGGUAGAUGGAAAAUAAUAGUGUAAUCAAUAAAUCGCCGCUGCUGAUGCAGAUAGUAAAUAAUAGAAGUGUGAAUAUGUAAUACCGCGUUCAGACUACGCUUUUAAUCCUACAUUAACUUGGGUUUAUUUUUUAAACUCGUUUGCGUCCACACUAUAUGUGGUGUAAAACAUGAAUUAUGUAAAGGUCAAGUGGUUUCUGUAAUAUAGCAUUAAAACUACCUCGGGAGGUGGUUUUAAUACUAUAUUAAAAGGUAAUACUACAUUAUUUUACAAGUGUGAACGCAAAUAUGAGUUAUAACUGGUUUUACAAUCCCAAAUCCCCAGAUCUUACCUUUUGGCUGAAGAAUACCAUGUGUUUCUCUUUUGUAUCAGACAAUUGAUGCUAUGGCUGACAAAAGUAAUUGGAGUGUUGAUGAAGCAAAAACAUUAAAUUGCAAUAUGGAGUCAUGCUGAUGCUCAAAAUUGACUAUAGAUGGAAUGAACAGAAUUUUUUAGAUGAACACAGAAGUUUAAACAUUGAUGACUCCUUCUUGUUUCUGUCAGCCUCCUUCUUUGUAACCUUUUUUGCUUAUUGCAAAAUAUUUGUUUACUUCCAACCUUGCAUGUAUAUAUUUAAACCACAUUUCUUUGCCUAGUGUGGACGCAAACUAGAUUAUAUUUUGAUGGGCUUUAAAUGUCAAAUACCAAUUAUAGCCAAUUAGUGCCUAAUAAAAAUAAAACCGAUCUGCUAGUGUGAACACGGUAUAAGAGUCACAUUCUGAGAUGGUGAUAAUAUCACAAUUCCAUGAUUGAUAAUUGACCUAAGUGUGAAUAAUACCACGUCUGUUGUAUUGAGAAUGCAUUAAUUUCUAAAUGCUUUCGUACUCGACUUAAACCCUGAUUUUGGUACAUGGUAAAGAUUCAUAGAAAUUUAAUAAUAAUAUUCGCUUCACCAAAUUUUUUCUGGUUGUUUUGUAUUUUGAGUAUGUCUCAAUUUGGUCCCAUGUCAGGGAAUAAGUCGGCAUGUGAAUAUAAAUUUUAGGGGGUAGUAUUAUAACAAAUUAUGAUCAGUCUUUCAAAAGUUCUUUUUUUUCCAAUGGCAUUUUAAAGUGAAACCGAGAGGAAAUUUAAUUUUAGUGACAUAUUUGCUCUAGAUUGGACCAGCUCAUGUCCGAAAAAGCUGCUCGUUCAAAAUCAGCUACACUUAUGACAUCACAAGGCUAAAUUGAUGAUUAAUAUUCUGUUGACUAAGCUUUAAUCUGAAUGUCUGAUAGGGGAAUUUCCAUUUUCUGUGAGUUAAGAACGGUAGUAUGUUGUCUUAUUAGAAAAUGGCUGAUUAAAAUCUGUGUAUUUAAAAUGACAUUAUAAUUAUGAUAAAAUUUUAAUGUAAAUGCAGGGACAAGACUACUGAGGUUGGUAUAGGCUUUUAAUAUUGAUCUGUAAGAUAGCUUAACAGUUAAGUUCUACGUGUUUUAUAAAAGCAAGUAGUUCCAUUUGCAGACUGAAAAAUGUAGAAGCCGAAACAAAAAAACGUAAUUGGUUCUGCAGAGAAGCUUUAAGAAUUCAUUGCGGGAUUGGUUGGAAAACUCUAUGAAUCAUAAGAGAGUAAUCUUCAGGCUGCAAGGAGUGGAAAAGAAAUCAGACUUAACUGUUUUUGCUUUAAGAGUAGCUUGAUUGGACGGGCGUCUCAAGACACAGUUUUUCCCCCAUAAAUCUUUACCAUGGAAUAUAUUUGUACUUUCAUUCAAGCACGAUACUGUGUGAUAUAUGGUAUUUUUAAUUUCUUCAUUGAUCAAUAUUUAUUAAUAAAGAUAUACUGAACAAUGAAUGCUGCCAGUAGUUCAUGGGGUGCUCCAUUGACUCAUCAAAAUGUUCAUAAUUGCAGUAUUUUUUUAUCAUCCGGACUUAACUAUAACAUGUAGACAGUUGAGUUGCAUUUGACUGGAAAUACAUUGAAUUUUGGUUGCUAACUUGCACUCAUUUAAACCAGAAGUUCUGAAAUUUCAAACCCAUAUAGGCUGGUGCACUUACUUGUUCAAAAAUGUAAAUAAAAUGAAGACAAAUAUUUAAAAAGUCACACAGUCUGACAUACAAAAAGUAUCAUAUCUAAUUCUGUCUGUCUAAAGUUUCAAAAGAAGACCUGUUUUGCUGUUUGCUAUUCCGCGUUGUAAACUUCAAAUGUAGAAAAAAGAAGGCCUGUCUUUGUGUUUUUGCAGUAAAUUAAUUCAGUGGCUUGAUCGAAAUUUAUGUGUUUUGUCUUCGCUGAAGAGAAAAAAUAGAGGUAAAAAUCUAUUGGACAGGCUGUGAAUAAAUUAAAAUGUGCGCUUGUCAUUUAAACGUUGAUGCAUUAUGUUAAUAUAAUCUGUAGAAGGUCUUAUUAUCAUAAUCGUCAAUUCAUUUAUUUACCCAAGGCAUAUGAAUGUUGCCAUAAAUUUCAUCUACAUAUAGAACGAUAGUCGAUUGUAUGAAUUUAAUGGUUGGCGAAAAAUAAAAAUAGCCUCAAGUCAGAGUCAUAUUGGCUCCAGUGAAAUAUUUGAAACUGCAUUAUCUGCCGGUUAAAAACGGGUUUUUAAAGAAACUGAUACGGACAGAUUUUUCUCUUUUUGUUGUAUACCUAAUAUAUCCUGUAUUUAUCUCCUUUGUGUAAUCAAAAUGGGCAUGUAUCGAAUUAUCAAUAACAUUGUUAUCUAGUUAUGUGGCCAUUAUAAACAGUUGACAAUGUGAAUAAGAAUUUAUGACAAGCGUUUUGGUGUGUCUAUGGUUGUUCAUUAAAAGGUUUUAAAAAUAUUAUUACAGUGCCAUAUGAAAAAGACUAUUUUGUGUCGAAAAAAAUCUAUUUUCUGUACUGUGUGACAACUUUUCUUAUGUGAUAAUCUGUCUAUGUUUUGUCCAAAGCCUCUGAGAAUUUGACAUGCUAUGUAAUGAGAAUGUUUGAAAAUUUUCUGUGAAUUUUUCAUGUGUCAGAUCUGAUAAGUGAUAUAAACAUUGCUUAAAAAAAAUUCUAUUUGUCUCAACAGUGAAAUAAACAUGCAUGUCACUGAAAAUUUUCUGUUUAUCACUAUAUGGUCUGAAAAGUGAAAUAAACAUUUUUCUGAAAUGCUUUAGACCCCCUUUCUGCUUAAAAAGAAAAUUUCACUUUUAAGUGUUACUAAUUAAGUACAGAAGUUAUAAGCACUUCCUGUUUGAAAAAGUGAAGUAGUUUUUACAGUAGGUUGUGUUAAGGUUGUGGGUUUUAAAUUAAGCAAACAGUUCAGAUAGCAAAAUACAAUGUAUAUAAAACAGCAUUUAUCAAAAUAAAGAGUAUGUAUAUCAUGAAAUUCUAGAAAAAGAAUUCAUUGGUUUCAUUAACAUCUAUGUCAAAAAUUUUGACACUGAAAGUUUAAUACAGCUGCUGAAUAUAUCAAGUUGAGACUUAUGACGUUCUGUAAAAUAUGAAGAAAGACCUUUCAUAGUGAACUGAUUAUUUUCUCUGUUCUAUUUUUUGUCCCCUCUGCCAUUUAUAAAUGCCAGGUCCACAAUGAUUUGAUAUAACAAUUUUCUACAGCAAUGUAUUUUGGUGUAUUUUUUGUCGAGCCCGCUUGCAGACCGCUUCAUAGUGAUUAUUUUCUCUCUGUUCUAUCUUUUGUCCCAUCUGCCAUUUAUAAAUGCCAGGUCCACAAUGAUUUGAUGUAACAAUUUUCUACAGCAAUGUAUGUUGGUGCAUUUUUGUCGAGCCCAUAAUUGCAGUUCUAAGCGAAGACAUAGUUGUCCAAAUGGCUGUUUGGUAUAUGUGCGUCCGUCUUUCCGGACUUGUUUGUCAGGACCAUAACUUUGACAUGCAUGGAGCAAUAUUGUUUAUAUUUGGCUUGAGUGUUAACCUCAGUCAUACGGAGUGUCGUGCGCAAACCCCAGAUUCCUAUCUCAAAGAUCUAGGUCACAGUUGGAGGUCAAAGGUCAUGUCAUAUCUUGUCUGGCCCAUAACUUUGACCUGUAUUGAGGAAUCUUGUGGCAUGGAUGUUUAAGAUAGAGACAGGCUCUAUCUCAAAGGUCAAUGUCACAGUUAGGGGUCAAAGGGCGGGCUCGACAUGUUGCCCGUUGACAUCUAGUUAUAUAAAUAUACCUUAAUUUUGAUCCUUUCCCCUGCACUUGAAUGGUCUUGACAGUGAAUAGUUAUUUAAUAGAAACCUACACAUGUAUAAGUGUUUUGUCUAAUGUAGUAACUGUUAUUAAAAUUGAUAAGAUCUCCCAUGUUCUAGCUGUUUUGAGCCCAAUAGCUCUUGUCAAUUUUUCACCUUUGAUCUUAUUGAUUUGUUAGAGAUUGUAUUAUUUACUGUACUGCUAACUGAACUAUAUUGAACUGUGUUAAAAUGUUUGGAGCAAUAAUUACAUUUUUUGUGUGAAGAAUAAAAGAUAUAUUUAUAAAUGGUUGUGUGCUAUGACUGUGUGUUGUAUGUCUUCUACCAGGAGCUACUCUGAUAAUAUCCGUUUUGUUUUGUUCAUAGUCAUUUACACAUUUUUUUUAAUUGUCAAAUUGGUAGUAAACUUCAUACAAUAUUUAAUUGAUAGUUACAAAUUUCAUUUUGUAAAAUUCAUUUUUUAAAAUUUUUUGUUGCCUAUUUUUUGUACAAGCCAGGUUGAAAUUUUGUGUUAAUUGAUAUUUUACUGUAAUGGUUGUAUGUUUUUUCAUAUAUCAAGUUUUCAUAAAUGAAAAUCAGCUAUUUUAUAUUAUCACAAAAGUCUUGGUGAUUUACUACAUUUUAGAAAAUCAGUGGCAAUAUGAAAAUGCUUUUUUAUAAGGCGAUGUAAGUGAAAACUAUUUGAAUGCUGUGUUUGAGUGUUGAUACUACACAUCCUAAAAUUUGUGUACUAAAUGUAAGACAGAUUGUACAUGUUGUGUAUUAGUAGGAAAUCUGGUUUAUUCCCAUGUGAAAUGCACAUUUAUACAAUCUUUACAUUUAGGGAACCAGGCUGAAAAAAACUUUGGAAAAAGGAAAAUCAAGUCUUAAUAUUAUGAGUUAAUCUUUAAAAAUAUGAAAGGAAUGUAGUGAAAAAAAUAUAAUGUUCCUUUCAAAAAAAGGAGAGCUCUCUUGUUACUUCAUUGGUUAGAGCACAAGCUAUAAAUUGAAAAAGUUGGUCUAUUUAGCAUCCCCCCCCCCCCCCCCCCCCCCAUAUUUUCUCUGCAACUAACUGAAAGCAGUAUAACUGUGGUCAUUCAUCCUUCACAUCUGACACAUGCGAGGAAGUUGUGAGUUGCUGGUAGAGAACAAGGCAUUACUGUGUUACAGAAUGAAGGAAUGUGACUUGUCAUUACAGUUACGUAAGAUGUAUAACAGAAAUACUGUUAAAGAAAACUUACAUUAACCCAGAAUCAGAGUGUGCCAUUUUUAAAAAGAAGGCAGAUAUUUACAUGCUGCAUUUUGGCUUUGCUGUAUACCACUCCAUAAUAAUAUACCCUCUUAAGAAGGGGCUGCCAGUUAGGGGGGAGUGUCAGAUACGCCUGUACCAACUUUACAUAUGCAAAUUUUGCAAAAAUGUACACACUAUUUCUCUCUCGUAAAAUGUCAUUUUAACAAAAAGCAACUGUCUGAUAAAGCAUACAUUAAAAUUUAUAGGUUUGCAUUUUACGUGGGAGUUGUACAAACUGAUAUAAGAUUUUAUAGGAGAUAUGAACAAAUACUUUCUGUGUUUUUUGCUAAUUUUUAGGAUGUAUCAUAUACUCCAUAUAUGUGUAUAUAUAUAUUAAGCUUUUUGUAUAAAUUUUAUAGGUUAUUUAAUUUUUUUAUAGGAAUGCGGUACAAAGUGAUUGUGAAAAUACAAAUGUUUAUAAAACUGUAUAUAAAUCAUAGUCACAUUAUAUAACAAAGAUAUUUUUAAUAAUGAUACAAUAGAGGCCAAUUCUGUUCAUGUCUGCUGUGAGGUUUUAGUAUGUAGGGUGUUGAAUAUUAGUAUGUAAAACUGAGUAGAAGAAGAAAAUCAUUUUUAAGAAAAAGGGUGACAAAUAGUUCAUUUGGCUAUCGUAGUUUCAUGCGAGCUUUUAGGAAUCAAAUUUAUCAAUUAUUCGAUAGAUGAUCAGUUUUAGCAAACAUAUUUCAUAGUUGUAAGGGAUAUUUUCCCCUAAAUCGAUCCUUCAGAAUAGUAAUGCAGGCAUGAUCCAGUAGUAAAAAAAUGUGCUUAUGAGCAUUGAUUCACAUUUGUCUGUCCGUAUGUCUGUUAAUUUUCUUCACUUUCAGUUCUAUGCUUUAAAACCUUGCAUAAUGUACAAGGAAAUUUAAAAUAUAAUUUGUGUGAAAAAAUCACAAUUGCUUUUUAGCCUAAAUAACCCCUAAUUUGAUCACCAUAUUUUUCAAGUGCAAAAAUUAUUUUUUCAGCAAAUAAUUUUCAUCUUUUUUUCAAGUGAGGCAACUUGGUUUUUGUCUUGCAAAUGUUGAAUAUUGUAUAAUUCACCGUAGACAAAAGAGAAUUAUUGAGAAGAUUUUAUAUAGAUUUAAUGCGCAUUUCAUAAAGAACAUUUUUUGAUAUGAGUUUAAUUCAUUGUAUUAAUGUGGCUGGUAACACCCAUUUUAUAUACAUGUACAUUGCAUUCUGUUUAAUUUAUACUUAAUUAUGGUUAAUUUGUGAGCAUGUCAUUUUUAGAUUUGCUACACUUGGCUAGUGCAAGAAUGGUUCCUGUUUUAACUUUUGCCAUUAUAUUAAGCAAAUUUUGCUUAUUCAGCUAAAGUUCGACGUGAUAGUUAUAAAUUAAAUUCAAAAUAUUUACAAUUUUGUGUUUUAUAGGAAAUUUAUAAGUUUAUGUUAGUCAGCCUGUAAUAACAGUUUGUAAUUUCCAUUUGAUUACCUACGUUAUUAUUUUGACAAUCUUCAGCCAUAAAUUAGCUCAAACGAACACCCGAUUUCUUUCUGCAAUCCCCAUUGGUCAUCAGUGGACCCGCAACCUUAAUUGCGGCAUUUACUGUUGGCUGCACCAGUCCUCGGUAUUCGGUGUUUGCCUAGUUUGUUAAUAGAUGCUGAUGUGUUGUUCAAAUUUUUGUGAGAAAGUCUGGAACAAGAUUACAAUGUAUCAAGUUUUUUAUCUUCAGUCUGGUCUUAUCUUAACAGAAUAAUUCCCAUACUUAAAACUUGUUCUGCAUUUUAUCUUCAAAACUUUAUGAUCAUCUUGAAACUUAAAAUUGAAAAUAUUUUGUAAAAGCUGUUCUGUAUAAUGGGCUUGAAAGCAGUAUGUCUUAUCCAGAAAUACUUCAAACACUCAGCUGUGCACAGUAAAACACUAACAAAACCUAUCUUUUUGCUUUAUCUGCUGUUUGGUUGUCAUAGCAACCAAUUUUUUACCUCAUUUUAUGUAAAACAGAUUUUAUGUUGGCAACUUUGAAACUCUUUGAGAGAGGCACCUCUUUUUUUUGUUUUGUUUAGUUUGUUUUACAGUUUUAUACGUUUUAGAACGAUUUUGUCUUGAAUGGAUGGCGUAUUAGUGUUUGAGAAACAAAUAUGAUUUUGAGUUGUUCAUUUUUUAGCACUCGUUUUAUUUCAUUCAAACUGUUCUUGUCAAUAUUUUCGUUGUUAUGCCAUUGCAUAAAAACAUGAUUAUUUGUUCAUUUUGUACAAAAUACAUACAAAGAGAUGUGAAAAUUUGA